AGCGACUCGGCACCUUCCGACUCCUUGCUUCUGAGCCGUCAUUGAAUCUUCGAAUUAGGGUCAAGAUGAUCAACUAUGUGAUGCUGGUCAGCCGGCAAGGCAAGGUCAGACUGGCCAAGUGGUUUCAAACCCUUCCACCGAAAGCAAAGGCCAAGAUCGUCAAGGACGUCACACAACUGGUCUUGGCUCGUCGAACACGGAUGUGUAACUUUUUGGAAUACAAGGACACCAAGAUCAUCUACCGGCGAUAUGCUUCCCUGUUCUUCAUUUGUUCAAUCUCCCCGAGCGACAACGAACUGCUUACGCUGGAGAUCGUACACCGAUACGUCGAAGUACUGGAUCGCUACUUUGGGAACGUUUGUGAACUGGAUCUGAUCUUCAACUUUCAAAAGGCUUAUGCUAUUCUGGACGAGCUGAUUAUCGGCGGAGAGAUACAAGAAUCGAGCAAGAAAGCCGUACUACGAGUCGUUGCCCAGAGCGAUACGAUCGAAGAAGCCGAGAUUCAGGAAGAUUCGCUGGCAAGAUUGGGAAGUUACGGCAACAUGGCGGUGAAUUUGGCCCGUGGCUGAGAUCAUUACCAGAAUCAAGUC
Filobasidium floriforme is the source of this 590-nucleotide messenger RNA. Its product is annotated as AP complex, mu/sigma subunit. Gene Ontology annotation, biological process: protein transport; vesicle-mediated transport. The transcript has 5 exons. Gene Ontology annotation, molecular function: clathrin-cargo adaptor activity. Gene Ontology annotation, cellular component: AP-1 adaptor complex; intracellular membrane-bounded organelle. Lineage: Eukaryota; Fungi; Basidiomycota; Tremellomycetes; Filobasidiales; Filobasidiaceae. The coding region runs from base 66 to 569 and encodes 167 amino acids. The record is from RefSeq and is a predicted model, not a curated record.